This is a messenger RNA of Malus domestica (apple), 744 nucleotides long. The record is from RefSeq and is a predicted model, not a curated record. NCBI's taxonomy places the organism in Eukaryota, Viridiplantae, Streptophyta, Magnoliopsida, Rosales, Rosaceae.
UCUAUUUCUCUCUAGUUAUAGUAUAGGCUGUAUUUUUCUGGAGGGCUUUUGUGAGUUCAGUUAAUUAGUCUGUUCAUCUGUUCAGCUGCAGAAAAUGGGGUCUGAGAGACUAUUUUUUAGCAUUUUUCUUGUUAUUUUGGUGGUGGCAUUGGCAAGUAACUCUUCUCAAGCUUACAAGUUCCCUGUGGGUGGCAAAGAUGGUUGGGUUUUAAACCCCUCCGAGAGCUUCAAUCACUGGGCGGAAAGGCAUAGGUUUCAGGUCAAUGAUACACUUUUUUUCAAGUACAAAAAAGGGUCAAAUUCUGUGUUGGUGGUAGCAAAAGAGGAUUACAACUCAUGCAACACAAAAAACCCAAAACAGUGUUUAACAGAUGGGGACUCAGUCUUCAAGUUCAACCGAUCGGGACCAUUUUUCUUCAUCAGCGGCAAUGCUGAAAAUUGCCAAAAGGGUCAGAAGCUCAUAGUAGUGGUUUUGGCCGUCAGAAACAAAACCCAACACCAUACGGAUUCUCCUUCUCCAUCACCAGUAAUUACUGAUCCGCCUGCUGUCUCGCCAUCUCCGGCGGCUUUGGAACCAAAUGCACCAAUACAGCCUCCGCAGCAGAAUUCUGCACCGGGAUCAGACGUUGCGUUAAUGGUUUUCAUAUGUAUAAUUAGUAUUGUUGUGAGUACUCUUGUUCUGGGUAACUUUGUGGCUUGAGAAACAAAUUAGAGCGUUUAAUUGUGUUUGUGGACAAGUUAAUG